CUUACCUGCGCCGGAAGUAUAAUUCUUAAACGCUGAUGUGUUACCUUCAUUGAGAUCUGUUACAGUUGAACUUCAAGCCUGUGUUUGGUAUAACAGUCCAUCCAAAUUGCUCAAUACUGAACAAGUCGAUGUCAAAAAAGGACCUACUUCGCGUACGUGAAAAAAGCAGCAGCACAGGGUUGAGGAACUAAUGGCGCCCAAAGGUAAGGUCGGGACUAAAGGCAAGAAGCAAAUCUACGAGGAGAAUGAGGCGACACUCAAGUUCUACACCAGAGUAAUCUUGGGAGCCAACGCGAUAUACACUGCGUUAAACCUCUUGGUCUUCUAUAGCUCUUCAACGUUUUGGACAUGGUUUGCGCUGGUGUUUGCCCUGGCAGUGUGUGUGGGCAGUUACCGCGCCAUGUCUGCCAUGGCCCAAGCAGUGUUUGGUGAGGAUGGGAGUCUGCUCGACGGUGGAAUAGAUCUGAACAUGGAGCAGGGGAUGGCAGAGCAUCUGAAAGAUGUUAUCCUGCUAACUGCUAUAUUACAAGUGCUCAGCACCAUCUCCUCCUGCUUCUGGUACCUUUGGCUGCUGGCCCCGGCCCGAGCAAUGUUCCUGCUGUGGGUGAACUUCCUAGGCCCCUGGUUUUCGGCCGAGACCCCUGGUGCAGCCCCAGAGGAGGUGAAUGAGAAGAAGCAGAGACGACAGGAGCGCAGACAGAUGAAGAGAUUCUAACUUGGCAGACUGCCGUAGUAUUUCUAUACACAGAAUGAAUUUAAGUACAGCCAGGAACUCUACAGUUAAGUUAUUCAGGAGGAACUUUUGAUGUGUACACAAAGACAUCCAGGUAUGGAUAAAGAAUUCAACUGAACCCUGUGGGUUAUCUGGUUUUCCUCUCUCCCUAUCCUUCCAAUUCUUCCUCUCCCCUCUAUCAUUAUCCUUUUUCCUCACAUCUGGAGAGGAAAUCGUCCUUGUUGGGCUGAUGAUCUUCUCACCAGUACAUGUUGUCAUAUACAGUGCCUUGCGAAAGUAUUCGGGCCCCUUGAACUUUGCGACCUUUUGCCACAUUUCAGGCUUCAAACACAAAGAUAUAAAACUGUAUUUUUUUGUGAAGAAUCAACAAGUGGGACACAAUCAUGAAGUGGAACGACAUUUAUUGGAUAUUUCAAACUUUUUUAACAAAUCAAAAACUGAAAAAUUGGGCGUGCAAAAUUAUUCAGCCCCUUUACUUUCAGUGCAGCAAACUCUCUCCAGAAGUUCAGUGAGGAUCUCUGAAUGAUCCAAUGUUGACCUAAAUGACUAAUGAUGAUAAAUACAAUCCACCUGUGUGUAAUCAAGUCUCCGUAUAAAUGCACCUGCACUGUGAUAGUCUCAGAGGUCCGUUAAAAGCGCAGAGAGCAUCAUGAAGAACAAGGAACACACCAGGCAGGUCCGAGAUACUGUUGUGAAGAAGUUUAAAGCCGGAUUUGGAUACAAAAAGAUUUCCCAAGCUUUAAACAUCCCAAGGAGCACUGUGCAAGCGAUAAUAUUGAAAUGGAAGGAGUAUCAGACCACUGCAAAUCUACCAAGACCUGGCCGUCCCUCUAAACUUUCAGCUCAUACAAGGAGAAGACUGAUCAGAGAUGCAGCCAAGAGGCCCAUGAUCACUCUGGAUGAACUGCAGAGAUCUACAGCUGAGGUGGGAGACUCUGUCCAUAGGACAACAAUCAGUCGUAUAUUGCACAAAUCUGGCCUUUAUGGAAGAGUGGCAAGAAGAAAGCCAUUUCUUAAAGAUAUCCAUAAAAAGUGUUGUUUAAAGUUUGCCACAAGCCACCUGGGAGACACACCAAACAUGUGGAAGAAGGUGCUCUGGUCAGGUGAAACCAAAAUUGAACUUUUUGGCAACAAUGCAAAACGUUAUGUUUGGCGUAAAAGCAACACAGCUCAUCACUCUGAACACACCAUCCCCGCUGUCAAACAUGGUGGUGGCAGCAUCAUGGUUUGGGCCUGCUUUUCUUCAGCAGGGACAGGGAAGAUGGUUAAAAUUGAUGGGAAGAUGGAUGGAGCCAAAUACAGGACCAUUCUGGAAGAAAACCUGAUGGAGUCUGCAAAAGACCUGAGACUGGGACGGAGAUUUGUCUUCCAACAAGACAAUGAUCCAAAACAUAAAGCAAAAUCUACAAUGGAAUGGUUCAAAAAUAAACAUAUCCAGGUGUUAGAAUGGCCAAGUCAAAGUCCAGACCUGAAUCCAAUCGAGAAUCUGUGGAAAGAACUGAAAACUGCUGUUCACAAAUGCUCUCCAUCCAACCUCACUGAGCUCGAGCUGUUUUGCAAGGAGGAAUGGGAAAAAAAUUCAGUCUCUCGAUGUGCAAAACUGAUAGACAUACCCCAAGCGACUUACAGCUGUAAUCGCAGCAAAAGGUGGCGCUACAAAGUAUUAACUUAAGGGGGCUGAAUAAUUUUGCACGCCCAAUUUUUCAGUUUUUGAUCUGUUAAAAAAGUUUGUAAUAUCCAAUAAAUGUCGUUCCACUUCAUGAUUGUGUCCCACUUGUUGUUG
Oncorhynchus nerka (sockeye salmon) is the source of this 2516-nucleotide messenger RNA. RefSeq names its product transmembrane protein 208 (gene tmem208). The record is from RefSeq and is a predicted model, not a curated record. Gene Ontology annotation, cellular component: intracellular membrane-bounded organelle. The transcript has 6 exons. Lineage: Eukaryota; Metazoa; Chordata; Actinopteri; Salmoniformes; Salmonidae. Gene Ontology annotation, biological process: vacuolar protein processing. Bases 191 to 715 code for a protein of 174 amino acids.